AGAAAGCUCCAGAGAGAAAGCAAAGGGGGAAGGAAACCCUGAGCUGCAGGUGUUUUACACUGAGGUCGGGAGCGGCUGACACUCCAACCCCGGCACCUGCAGCCCCCAAGCCCUUCCAGGCCAGAUCACCACAGGGCUACGUCUGUCUGAACGCAGGCCGCAGCCCAGGCCCGGCACCCUGCCUACUUUACCAUCUCCCCACCCUCGAGAGAGCCACCACAGACAUGGCGGGGAUGAAGACGGCCACCGGGGACUACAUCGACUCGUCCUGGGAGCUGCGGGUCUUUGUGGGAGAGGAUGACCCGGAGGCUGAGUCGGUCACCCUCCGGGUCACAGGGGAGUCGCACAUCGGAGGGGUGCUCCUGAAGAUUGUGGAGGAGAUCAAGCGCAAGCAGGACUGGUCAGACCAUGCCAUUUGGUGGGAACAGAAAAGACAAUGGCUCCUGCAGACCCACUGGACGCUGGACAAGUACGGCAUCCUGGCCGAUGCUCGCCUCUUCUUCGGGCCCCAGCACCGGCCCAUCAUCCUACGGCUGCCCAAUCGCCGGGCCCUGCGCCUGCGAGCCAGCUUCUCCCAGCCCCUCUUCCAGGCUGUGGCUGCCAUCUGCCGCCUCCUCAGUAUCCGGCACCCUGAGGAGCUGUCCCUACUCCGGGCUCCUGAGAAGAAGGAGAAGAAGAAGAAGGAGAAGGAGCCAGAAGAGGAGUUGUAUGACUUGACCAAGGUCGUCCUGGCUGGAGGCGUGGCACCUGCAUUGUUCCGGGGAAUGCCAGCCCACUUCUCAGACAGUGCCCAGACCGAGGCCUGCUAUCACAUGCUGAGCCGGCCACAGCCACCGCCGGACCCCCUCUUGCUCCAGCGCCUGCCUCGGCCCAGCUCCCUGUUGGACAAGACUCAGCUCCACAGCAGGUGGCUGGACUCCUCACGGUGCCUCAUGCAGCAGGGGAUCAAGGCCGGGGACAUGCUCUGGCUGCGCUUUAAGUACUACAGCUUCUUCGACUUGGAUCCCAAGACAGACCCAGUGCGGCUGACCCAGCUAUAUGAGCAGGCUCGGUGGGACUUACUGUUGGAGGAGACCGACUGCACCGAGGAAGAGAUGAUGGUGUUCGCAGCCCUGCAGUACCACAUAAACAAGCUGUCCCAGAGUGGAGAGGUGGGUGAAACUGCUGGCAUGGACCUGGGGCUGGACGACCUGGAUGCCGCCCUGAACAACCUGGAGGUGAAGCUGGAAGGCUCGGCCUCCACAGAUGUGCUGAACAACCUCACCACCAUCCCAGAACUUAAGGACCAUCUCCGGAUCUUCCGGCCCCGGAAGCUGACCCUAAAGGGGUAUCGCCAACACUGGGUGGUGUUCAAGGAGACCACCCUGUCCUACUACAAGAGCCAGGAUGAGGCCCCAGGGGAUCCCAUUCAGCAGCUCAACCUCAAGGGCUGUGAGGUGGUCCCUGAUGUCAACGUCUCAGGCCAGAAGUUCUGCAUUAAACUCCUGGUGCCCUCCCCUGAGGGCAUGAGCGAAAUCUACCUGCGGUGCCAGGAUGAGAAGCAGUAUGCCCGCUGGAUGGCCGGCUGCCGACUGGCGUCUAAGGGUCGCACCAUGGCGGACAGCAGCUAUGCCAGCGAGGUGCAGGCCAUUCUGGCCUUCCUCAGCCUGCAGCGGACAGGUGGUGGGGGCUCAGGCAACCACCCCCAAGGCCCUGAUGCCUCUGCUGAGGGUCUCAACCCCUAUGGCCUUGUUGCACCCCGCUUCCAGCGAAAGUUCAAGGCCAAGCAGCUCACCCCACGGAUCCUGGAAGCCCACCAGAACGUGGCUCAGCUUUCGCUGUCUGAGGCCCAGCUGCGCUUCAUCCAGGCCUGGCAGUCCUUGCCUGACUUUGGCAUCUCCUACGUUGUGGUCAGGUUCAAGGGCAGCAAGAAGGAUGAGAUCCUGGGCAUCGCCAACAACAGGCUGAUCCGCAUUGACCUGGCUGUAGGCGAUGUGGUCAAGACCUGGCGCUUCAGCAAUAUGCGCCAGUGGAAUGUCAACUGGGACAUCCGACAGGUGGCCAUCGAGUUUGAUGAACAUAUCAACGUGGCUUUCAGCUGUGUGUCCGCCAGCUGCCGCAUUGUGCAUGAAUAUAUUGGGGGUUACAUUUUCCUGUCAACCCGAGAGCGGGCCCGUGGGGAAGAGCUGGACGAGGACCUCUUCCUGCAGCUCACAGGAGGCCAUGAGGCCUUCUGAGG
Nyctereutes procyonoides (raccoon dog) is the source of this 2218-nucleotide messenger RNA. RefSeq names its product FERM domain containing kindlin 3 (gene FERMT3). The record is from RefSeq and is a predicted model, not a curated record. Gene Ontology annotation, biological process: regulation of cell-cell adhesion mediated by integrin; integrin activation; platelet aggregation. Bases 225 to 2216 code for a protein of 663 amino acids. NCBI's taxonomy places the organism in Eukaryota, Metazoa, Chordata, Mammalia, Carnivora, Canidae. Gene Ontology annotation, molecular function: integrin binding. Gene Ontology annotation, cellular component: cell-substrate junction. The transcript has 15 exons.